Messenger RNA from Colletotrichum phormii, 502 nucleotides. RefSeq lists its product as uncharacterized. NCBI's taxonomy places the organism in Eukaryota, Fungi, Ascomycota, Sordariomycetes, Glomerellales, Glomerellaceae. The coding region runs from base 247 to 474 and encodes 75 amino acids. The record is from RefSeq and is a predicted model, not a curated record. The transcript has a single exon.
AUCUAGCAUCGACAGCGAGGUUUCGAGAGGGGGUUUGUGUUUGUAAUGGCGGAGGGGGGUUUGAUCAUCUAGGACCGGGUCUAUUCCCAGACGGGAUGGUGCAUCUUAUUUCUCGGCGCAUUUUGUGGAGGAAAUCUUGCAUGUACGCACCCACCCCAAAUCCAAACCACAGAUAGUGAGAGAGAAGUGAUGAGAAGAUUCGUCUACGAAUAGAAGCGAUGAACACAUUGUCUUGGAUCAUGAAAGAUGAUUGCUUUGCUAUUAUUAUAUCUUGUGCUAUCUAUGUUUGCUAUGCUUUGUUUUUUUCCUUGUUCACCACUCACCAUUCACAUCAACAAGCCGUUGGUCGAGGCAGCCCGUGUGGAUUGGCUCAUCGUGCUGACGUGGGAUUCCACGUCUAUUUUGUAUCGUCCUGCAACAAGGCAUAUCCUCUUGUCAAUCAUCAUCAGCUCGUUAGUCUACGUAAACAAAUGAAGAGCAAACCAGCACUCCAAAAACUCGC